AUGUGUGUUUCCUCCCCAGAUAAUGAAGACCAUGAAGAAAGUGAUAGAGAAGCUCGAGAUCUAUUAAGAGCUGGGUUCAGAAAAGGAGGUCCAUUUGAGAUUGCUCCAAGAGCAAAAAUAGGUCGAAAUUUUAUGUCUAAAUCUGGACGUCGACCCGGACAAAGAUACGGAGGAUUAUCAGUUGGGGCUGGCGCUCGUUUAGGUUUCGGAUAUGGAGCAGAAACAGGUGCAAGAGCUUUUGGCGCUGGUCUUAUGUACGGUGCAGGAAAAGCUAAAGCUUCCAGUAGAUUCGGUUAUGGAUACGGAUCAAGGUUAGGAAAAGCUAAAGCUUCCAGUAGAAUCGGUUUUGGAUUAGGAUCAAGUUUAAGAAAAGGUCAAGCUGGAUUAGACUCCAAUCGUUGGUACGGAGCAUCGAGCAUGGGCAAAAGUGGGUUAAGACUUACUUCUGCAUCUAAAGCCAAUGCAGGCAAAAGAAUCUAUGAAAGGCUUCCUGGAUACAAAGCUGGAGCAGGUCAAGAAGACUAUGGUGCCGGGCUUUGGUAUGGAUCGGAUAUGGCUAAAAUGGACUACGAACCCAUUGAAGAAUUGGAAGGAAAACAAGAUCAGUUUGACUACGAAACCAAUGCUGACAUGGAAGGAAAAGCAGGUCAAGUUGGUUUGGGCGGCGAAUAUUUGUAUGACGAAGAUGAAGAUGAAAAUGAUUUUGGCUUCAAUGGUCUUUGGUCUGGAGCUUUAAAAGGAAAAUACAUCCCCGGAAUGAAACCUGGAUCAAAAUUUGGAGCAGGUCAAGAUAUUUUGGACACUGGUACAUGGUUUGGGGCAGACAAAGGGUAUAUUGGUGAUGAAGAAAUGUAUGACGAAUACAUAGGCGACGAUGACAUUGGCUUGGAUGCUGCUUCCAACUUUGGAGCAGGUGCUUACGGCUCUGUUAUUGGAGCAGGCAGGGGUAAAAUUGCCUAUGGAGCACGUCUUGAUUCUAAAGUUGGUGCAGGCAAAAUAGGUGCCGGAGCGCGUCUUAUGUCUAAGGCUGGAGCAGAUGCAUAUGGAGGUUCUGCUGCAUACUCUGCAGUUAAUGCUGGAGGAAGGGCUCGUGCUAAACUUGGAGCAGGGAAAGCUUUCUAUGGAAAAAUUGCUGGUUCUAAGUUUGGAACAGGUCAAGCUGGUUAUGGUGUUGAUUCCGGAUAUGUAGCAGGCACAGGUCAAGAUGAUUAUGGUGCUGAUGCUGAGUAUGGAGUAGACACUGGACAAAUGGGUUAUGAUGAUAUUCUGGAACAACGCAGCAGCCAUAGGGGAAGGUGGUUUGGAUAUUGGUUCGGCAUAUGGAGUAGCAAGAGGUCCUGGAGUUAACGGAAUGGGCCCUUAUGGACCAGGUCCUGGAGUUUACGGAAUGGGCCCUUAUGGACCAGGUGCAAAAGGCUUCGGAAUGGGCCCUUAUGUACCAGGUGCUGGAGUUUACGGAAUAGGCCCUUAUGGACCAGG
Molecule: messenger RNA, 1479 nt
Organism: Stegodyphus dumicola
Lineage: Eukaryota; Metazoa; Arthropoda; Arachnida; Araneae; Eresidae
Product: fibroin heavy chain-like
Source: RefSeq, a predicted model, not a curated record